Amorphotheca resinae ATCC 22711 is the source of this 1602-nucleotide messenger RNA. RefSeq lists its product as hypothetical. NCBI's taxonomy places the organism in Eukaryota, Fungi, Ascomycota, Leotiomycetes, Helotiales, Amorphothecaceae. Bases 307 to 1470 code for a protein of 387 amino acids. The record is from RefSeq and is a predicted model, not a curated record. Gene Ontology annotation, molecular function: oxidoreductase activity. The transcript is spliced from 6 exons.
CCAGCCCGCAAAUCAAAUGAUACGUCGAGCGCCUCCCUUCCCAACUAAAAUCUUCCGGCCUUCUGGAAUUGCCCGUUUUCCUGCCCGCGCAGCUUCUUAGGCCAUAAGUAAUAUCUACCCGACGCCACCUCCCUCGUGGCUCCUCCACUUCCUCGUGUCUUGCGUGUCCGCGUCAAUCCGUCAACAACAACGAGGAGUCUCCGCCAGACAAUAAAAGCGUCUCUGAGCCUCACCAAGAGCUCGAAAACGCAAAGAUUGUCCGCUCCUCUUCUCCGGACUUGGAUUCGCUUCUGAAGUCUUGCCAAUAUGCGUUUCCAAACCCCCGCACUCGGUGCGCUCGCCCUGGCAACCGCUGCCAAGGGAUUCACUCCCGCCUUGACUAUCGGUACUGAUAUCUUGGCGGCCAAUGGUCUCCUGAACCUUGGCAUCUAUGAGUUCGAAGAAGCUCUUGCUGGCAACACCACCAACUGCACUCUGGCAAAUGUCAAGAUCCGGAGAGAAUGGGGUACUCUUUCUCAAAAGGAGAGGGUUGCUUACACCGAUGCCGUGCUCUGUCUGAUGUCCAAGCCCGCAAGGACAAGCCCUGAGGACGCUCCAGGUGCCAAGACACGUUAUGAUGACUUUGUUUUCACGCACAUCAACCAGACAUUGAGCAUCCAUGGCACUACCAACUUCCUGUCAUGGCACCGCUACUUCGUUCACACGUUCGAGCAAGCCCUCAAGGAUGAGUGUGGUUACACCGGCACGCAGCCCUACUGGAACUGGGGUAAGACUGCCUUUGACCCGGUCAACUCCUACAUCUUCGAUGGUAGCCCAUACAGCGUGGGUGGCAACGGUGUCUAUGAGCCUCAUAACUGCACCAACGCUCUUCCCACCGGCCUGAACUGCAUUCCUCCCGGAGAAGGUGGUGGAUGUGUCGAGACCGGCCCCUUCAAGAACAUGACCGUCAACCUCGGACCUAUUACGCCCACCCUCGCCGAGCCUGAGGUCAAGGCCAUGUCAUCCUUGGGGGCCUACAACCCUCGCUGCCUGAAGCGUGACGUCUCCCAAUGGGUAUCCUCCCGCUUCAACACCGACCAGAACUCCACGGACCUGAUCACCCAGAACACCGACAUCUACUGGUUCCAGACCGUGAUGCAGGGCACUUUCAACCUCGGCGAGUUCGGCGUGCACACAGGCGGCCACUUCACCAUCGGCGGCGACCCUGGCGGAGAUCUCUUCACCUCCCCCGGCGACCCAGCCUUCUGGCUACACCACGGUCAAAUCGACCGCACCUGGUGGAUCUGGCAGAACCAGGACCUGCGCAACCGCCUCUACGCCAUCUCCGGCACUAUCACCAUCAAUAACUCCCCGCCCAGCCGCAACGGCACCCUGGACGAUAUUCUGAGUCUUGGUGUCAACGCGGAGGAUAUCACGAUCCGGGAUGCCAUGAGCACCAUGCGUGGUCCCUUCUGCUAUAUUUACUUAUAGACUUGAUGUUGCAUGAGCGUGUAGUAUGACUGUAUGAACGUGUGGAGAGAUCAGAUCGGGGAGGGGACGUGAUCAUAUAGACCUGUAAAUAACUGUAAACCUUGUAUAUUUUUAAUACAAACCAACAAACAC